This is a messenger RNA of Dromaius novaehollandiae (emu), 4183 nucleotides long. RefSeq names its product solute carrier family 29 member 3 (gene SLC29A3). The record is from RefSeq and is a predicted model, not a curated record. Gene Ontology annotation, cellular component: plasma membrane; Golgi apparatus. Bases 273 to 1667 code for a protein of 464 amino acids. Gene Ontology annotation, biological process: nucleoside transmembrane transport. Gene Ontology annotation, molecular function: nucleoside transmembrane transporter activity. The transcript has 6 exons. NCBI's taxonomy places the organism in Eukaryota, Metazoa, Chordata, Aves, Casuariiformes, Dromaiidae.
GGGGCCGCCCCCGACGGGGCGGAGCGGACGGCCCGGCGCGCAGGGCCCGUGCGGCGCCCAGUGAGUGCCCGGGGGGGUGCGGAAGGGAUGCGUUAAAUCGCGUUUCCCUGCAAAAUCUCUGUUUUCCGGCGGCCUCUUCCCUCCCCCCCCCCCGCCCCGCGGCUGUCCGGGCAGGGCCGUCGGGGCCUUUCGGGGCGCCCUGCAGAGCCGGCGGCGGAGCGGCAGCGGAGUUGGAAGGCGGGGGACGCGGCGACCCGUCGCCCGCCGGCUCCAUGCACGAGCCGGCCGCCAGCUCCCUCCUGGAAGAGGAGCCGCUGCUCGAGGAGCCGUCGCUGAACGCGUACGGCCGGCGGAAGCCCGACGACCGCCUGAAUGGGGCCUACGCGAUCUUUUUCAUCUUGGGCAUCGGCUCCCUGCUGCCCUGGAACUUUUUCAUCACGGCGAAGCAGUACUGGAUGUACAAGCUGCAGAACUGCUCCGGCCAGCCCGGCCCGGCGGGACAGGGAGCCUCCGACCUCCGCGACUUCUUUGAGAGUUACAUCUCCAUUGCUUCGACGGUGCCCUCGGUGCUCUGCCUGAUUGGAAACUUCCUGCUUGUCAACAAGGUUCCUGCCGGCGUCCGCAUCCUCUCCUCCCUGUUCGUGAUGCUGGCCGUCUUCCUGGUGAUCACGGUGCUGGUGAAGGUAGACACUUCCACCUGGACCACCCACUUCUUCGCCAUCACCAUCGUCUGCGUGGUGGUCGUCAGCAGCGCCUCCACCAUCUUCAGCAGCAGCAUGUUCGGCCUGACGAGCUGCUUCCCGAUGAAGAAUUCGCAGGCCUUGAUCUCAGGCCAGGCCAUGGGUGGCACGGUCAGCGCCAUCGCCUCCGUGAUAGACUUGGCAGCGACGGCCGACGUUACCGACAGCGCCCUGGCCUACUUCCUGACGGCAGACAUCUUCAUCGUCAUCUGCAUCAUGGUCUACCUCCUCCUUCCCAAGCUGGAGUACUCCAGGUACUACAUGAGAAGCCACAAAGAGAGCCCCUAUCUGGCAGCAGAAUCGCCCAGCAGCUCUCUAGAGGACGGGUCACAAGGCAGUGUGAACAGCUCGUUUUUAGCAAAAGGGACCCGCGCUCCAGAUAUCCCCCCGCUCCGUCCCAUCCUGAGGAAGACUGCUGUCCUGGGCUUCUGUCUCUUCUACGUCUUCUUCAUCUCCAUCAUCGUUUUCCCUUCUCUCUCCUCCAACAUAGAGUCUGUCAACAAGUCCUCCGGCAGCCCGUGGACCAACAAGUACUUUGUGCCACUCACAAGUUUCCUCCUCUACAAUUUUUCGGACUGGUGUGGGAGGCAAAUCACUGCCUGGAUCCAGGCCCCGGGCCCGAAGAGCAAGCUGCUGCCCGCUCUCGUUCUCCUGAGGACUGUCUUGCUCCCGCUGUUCAUCCUGAGCAACUACCAGCCUCGGACUCGAAUCAAAACCGUGGUCUUCAACAGAGACGUGUACCCGGUGGCCUUCACCGUGCUCCUAGGACUCAGCAACGGCUACCUGGGAACGCUAGCCAUCAUCUACGGUCCCAAGAUCAUGCCGAAAGAGUUGGCCGAGGCGGCGGGGGUGGUGAUGACGUUUUAUAUCGUGCUGGGGCUGGCGCUGGGGUCCGCCUGCUCCGUUCUCGCUGUCCACCUCAUCUAGAGGAGCCGUGGAGGGCCCCGCUUGCUGCGCGUUACUACUUCGGGGUAUUCUUUCUUUACGUUUCUAAAAGGCAAGGCAGGCGGUGUUUUUGGGGCAGACCCCAAACAGCACGGCCUUUGCAGCGUGGCCGGCAGCCUGCCUUAGCGCAUCGGUUUGGCAUCUGGGAGGAGGUCUGCUUUCAGUGAACGGGUGCUCUCUGGUCCGUUUGUGUCCCUGCAUUCAAAAGGUCUCUCAGACCUUCGUCACUCAGGGAGAUCUUAGAUUCUGCCAGUUUCUUUAAGUCGUUUCACCCCUGUGGGAAUUCAAAAAAUGUUGUUGCUUUAGAGCACCACUGAAGGAUCAGCGUAACGAUUGCACUUACAAAGCCGUGCUGGAAGAACUGAGAGUGCAAAGGAGACGGGGAGAGACCAGCUCCUUCCCUGGUGCUCAGGAAGCACCUGAACUACCUGCUCAGAGCACCAAGGCUCUCGCCAGCCCUGGCGGCUGCGGCUCUCCUGCCCACGCCCGCACCGGCAGCCGGCCGGUCCCUGCCAGGGCCCGGGGCCACCCAAGCCCUACAACAUCUCCUUUACUGUGGCUGGCGUAGCUCUGCCCUCGGGUUGUCUCACUGCCCGUGCCAGAUGCAUCUGGGAACCCUGAGCCGUUUGUGGACACUGACUUACUUAUCGAAGGAAACCGAAACGCUAAGUAGCCUUCUGUGUUUUUGAGGUGCCUUUUAUCAGUGAUGAAAAAGGUCUAUAAAAGCCAGGGUGAGUUAUUAGAAAGGCUCUGAUGUUACGCUUUCUAGGUUCGCAGUGGAAAAUCGGUUAAUCGAAGUAGACAGAUGGCAUAUGGUACCCAGAUGCUUUCAGAAGGAUGAGCUACUGUAACACCCGAAAAGAUGCCCACCCCCAAGGGGGAUUGGCUUUUAAAGUCGCUUUAAACUUACGUAUGCAAAUGCAGCCUAGGCUAAACGCAGUUGUUGUAUUUAUCUUCUCAGAUUACAUGGAUCUAUGGUCUAGGAGAGGUGAACCAAUAAGGAAGGACUUAAUUGUAUAACUUAGCAUUACAGUCAGUGACUCAGGGGAAACUAUCUAUGGGAGAUGCUUCCUUUAACUUGGCUUGGUGACUCCGAGUUAUUAGAAGAAUAUUGAACUUUUUUUUUUCCCAAGUAGGUCAUUGAUUUUAAUCCCAGGCCAGCAGCUUGUAGAGCAGGAGCAUGGUUCUCUGCCUCUGCUUCACGGCAUGCUGUGUUCAUGCAGCAGCAGAAAACCAAAUGAGAAAAACACCCAGCCCUUGCCCGUGAGCGAACGGCCACUGGUGCAGGGGAAGCAGGUGCUGUUUGACCGUGAGGCCCCCAAGGCCAGGAGCAAGGGGGACAUCUGCAAAGAGCCAAAUGCAUUCGCCGAGUGGUGGAGAGACGUUUCCGUGAUGGUUGUGCAAGGAAAAGGAGGUCCUUUCGGUGCUGCCAGUAAGGCGUUGACUUUAAAGAUCCCCCAGCAUCUCCUGCUUGGCGGCGUAUUUGUCAGGAAGAGGCUAGACUUGCCGCUGAGCCCCCAUUUCCCAACCUCCUCCUCUCAUUAGCAAGAGGUAUGGAGCGAGGAGCGGGGGCUUUCACGGAGCGCCAGCCCGCCGCUGGCUUCCAUCGCUUCCUUCGGAGAAUAAUGCGGAGCUAGCGUUUAAGGUGACUGACAGCCGUUAUUGAGACUGAGUGAAAUGCAGGCUCGAGCGUGGGGUGGUUUGUUUUUUUUUUUUUCUUUUCCCUUUCCAGUGUUUAGCUUGGGCUCAUUGGCAAAACACACACAAUUUUGCUUUAUGGGUGAUUUUUAAAACAUAAAGUCCAGACGUGAGCGGAAAAUUUACGGGGCAUGCGAUACAGAGGAAAAGCUUUAUGGCAUGGAACUUUGCGCGGCACAGGCUCUACAGAGCCGAAAUUAAUAUCACCCUUUGGUUAGGCUCUCAGCCUAAGAAGUCUGCUAUUGCCUUAUAUGCAGGACCCAGCAUGGCCAGUAAGGACACACAGCCGUCGCUGUGCUCUGGGCUCCAUCAGUUGCUCCUGUAAAAGGCUGAAAACUCACCCCCACCCUAUAUCUGCAGUCAACAGCACAGGCACUAGUAAUGGCAUUAAUAUUUCUCAGUGGUUAGAUACUUGCUGUGGAUGCAAAGGCAGUCGCGUCUCGCCUGCAAAUGUGAAACUCUUUCCAAGCUGGAAAUGCCCAGGGCUGAGCGUGAUGGGACGCUUCUCCCAGUGCCAACAGGCACGCGCAGGUGCCGUUUCCAGUACUUGUGUCUUCAGCUUCAAGUGGCCUCCAUGGGCUUUUAAAGGGAGAAACCUUCUGCUCCGUGUUUGUUUUCCUGAACUCAUAAAUUUUCCCGAGGUACCAGGUAUGAUGGGAUUCUGCUCACUUCCUGACUGCUUUGCACUUGGGCUGAUCCGCUCGGUGAUGUUACAAAGGGACACGGCUGAUUUCCUCUGGAGACACAACCUGAUGGUCUGAUACGACUGCUAAUAAAGAUGAUUCUUAAUCCUGUGUAAA